AAAGUCUCUACCUAGGAAUGCCGAACCUGAAGUUAUUCUACGAUUUAAUGUCUCAGCCCUCCAGGGCUGUGUACAUUUUUCUCAAAGCGAAUAAUAUUCCAUUUGAAGCUAUACAAAUUGCUAUUAGAAAUGGUGAUCACCAUAAGGAAGAAUAUACCAGGAUCACUCAAUUUCAGCAGGUGCCCGUCAUCGACGACAAUGGAUUUGUCCUUACUGAAAGUGUAGCAAUUUUGCAAUAUUUAUGCAUGAAAUACAAAUUGGCAGACCAUUGGUAUCCCUUGAAAAAUCCAGAAACUCAUGCACGAGUACAGGAAUAUCUAAAUUGGCAACAUGCAAACACUCGAUUUCAUGGAACCAUGCUGUUUAGAAUACUGCUUAGACUACCACAAGAAACAAAACAACCGGUAAACCAGCAGGAAGCAGGGGAAUACAGAAAGGGAAACAUGACUGUUGUCCGCCAUCUUGACAAAUAUUUCUUAAAGGACAAGAAAUUUCUGUGUGGUGAAGACAUUUCUAUUGCUGACAUUCUGGCCGUUUGCGAACUGAUGCAGUUACACGUGAUUGACGAGGAUUACAUCAUAUACCAGAAUGAUAAGGUCAAAGCGUGGUUAACACGUGUAAAGAACCGACUGGGGCCUGCUUUUGAUGAAGGUCAUAAAAUUGUAUAUAAAGUCCAUGACCUUUACAAGAGUACCUGGAAAUCCGAACUAGCAAAACUUUAAACGCGUCAUCGUAUAAAUUAAACGAAUGCACUGAAUUAAGAUAUAUUACUUCAAGUAUAUUUUUAUGUGAUGUUUUUUUAUUUACCUUUUACUUAGUAUCCUGCUCUUAUCUCGCUCUUAUGUCUGUUUGGAGUGCUAAAAAAAACUCUGAUACUGUAAAUAAGGCUGAUAACAGAAAUAGCUGGAUGAAUUCCUGAAAACGACACAAAACAUAAAAAUCUGGUUGUUAAUGACGGAAUUAUCUUUAUAAUUUUAGGAAAAGGAUUUUAAGAGAAUUCCCGAAAACGACCCAAAACAUUAAAAAAAAACAUUCUGCAGUUGUUAAUGACGGAAUCAGGAAAAGGAUUUUAAGAGAAUUCCCGAAAACGACCCAAAAGAUGGUUUA
Molecule: messenger RNA, 1107 nt
Organism: Saccostrea echinata
Lineage: Eukaryota; Metazoa; Mollusca; Bivalvia; Ostreida; Ostreidae
Product: glutathione S-transferase theta-1-like
Exons: 4
Coding region: 18-722 (234 amino acids)
Biological process (GO): glutathione metabolic process
Cellular component (GO): cytoplasm
Molecular function (GO): glutathione transferase activity
Source: RefSeq, a predicted model, not a curated record